CUGCGUGGGGAAGCUUCCAGUCGAGUCGAGCAGAAACGAAACGUUUUCCUUGACUUUGUCUUUGAGGGUGGUUUCUCUGGGGGUCAAGUGGGAGAGGUACAUUCUGGAGAGGCAAGCAUCCUUCUCUUUGCACAUGCAACCCUGGGUGCCACAGGGAGUAUCGCCGUAGCGUGGAUUGCGGUGUCCAUGGGGGUCGGGCCUUUGUGUGUGGUUUUCCUUCCGGAGGGCGCUGGGAGAGACUUCCGGAAAGUCUCUCCGGCGAGUCAUGCAAGACCACCUCCACGGCCUUGCCUGAGGGUGCCGUCCUGCGGGUGGGUCCACGGGAGAGCGCGUAGAACAUGCAGGAGGGAGAGGUCCCACCUCCCAGGUGAGGACCGUGUUUGACCUGGUGGGCAUGACGCCCCCUCAUGCCCGCUGGGGGAGGAAGGUUCACGAAGGAGUCGUUGUGUCUGUGGGAAUGACUCUCCUUUUCCCAUUGACUCAGGAAGUCCAGAAACCCAUCUUCGAGCAAGGCUGACUUGACCCUUCAAGGAGAGGGGGCAGAUGGCGGGUGGUCACACCCAGCACGCACCUUCCAGACCCUUGAAAGCCCCAAACGGGAAGAGGCAACGGAGAGCACCCAUGGCGCCCAGGGUUCCCAGGCUAGAGGACGAGGAUCCUCGGCUCAAGUGUAAGGACUGCGGAGCCUUUGGGCACAACGCAUCCAGCACCAGGUGCCCCAUGAAGCGCUGGGACGGGUGCCUGGCCCCCCAGGCCUUUGUCCCCAGGAAGCCGAAGGAGAAUGUGGAACCACGCCAGCAGCAGGACCAGCACAAGCCCGGGCCCUUCAACCAGGCUGCGAGGGACAUGGAAGAGGGACAAAGGUGAGGAUGCGGCCGGCUCCGGCCUGCCCGUGGCCUGGCAGCUCAGGUCGCUGUGUCUCUGUACCCGGACACUGGGUGCUGUGUCGUCUUCAGACACACACAGGGGUGGGGGAGGCAGAGAAAGGAGCUCCCCGCCCCCCAGGGGACCUCACGAGCCUAUUGAGCUGCUCUGGGGGAGUCCCUGAGGCUGUGUGUCCUGCGGUAGGGAGACAGGGGGAGGCGGCAGAUGACAGGCAGUGGCGCACACGGCUCUCAACGCAAGGACGUCUUGGGCCAACCUGGACGGCUCGCUGGAGUGGGAGCCAGGAGGGCAGAUGAAGAAAGGAGAUCUUGCCCAAGCCCCAUCGCUCGCUCCCCAGGUGAAGACACGAGAUGCCGCUCCUUCACCUUCCCGUUCUUGGUCGUGCAGGCGAGAAGCCCAGCAGAGGAAGGCGCUGCUGCAGAGAUUCCCCAGGAUAGGCCCUGGAAGGCAGCAGCGGGCCUGGAGGGACUCCACAGAAUCCUGUGACUA
Acinonyx jubatus (cheetah) is the source of this 1374-nucleotide messenger RNA. Its product is annotated as putative protein FAM90A26. The record is from RefSeq and is a predicted model, not a curated record. The transcript has 2 exons. The coding region runs from base 544 to 867 and encodes 107 amino acids. Lineage: Eukaryota; Metazoa; Chordata; Mammalia; Carnivora; Felidae.